Messenger RNA from Didymodactylos carnosus, 885 nucleotides. The record is from the annotation of a GenBank genome assembly. Lineage: Eukaryota; Metazoa; Rotifera; Eurotatoria; Philodinida; Philodinidae.
AUGUUUAAACAAAUAGUUGAAAAAAUAUUAAAAUUAUUAAAAUCAUUCAGUGAUUUACGGCGCUUAUGUUAUUUAUUUAAUUGUUUAACAAAAUUUCAAAUUAUUAACAAUGGUACAAUAAAUAAUCAACAACAUACACAAGAUUAUAUUAAAGAAUUAAAACAUUCAUUAUCAAAUAAUACAUUUAUUGUUGAUGAAAAAUCAUUUGAAAAUUUACCAUGUAAUAUUGAAAUUACAUUUAUAUAUGGAAUAAAUAAUCAUUGUGAAAUAUUAUAUAAACAAGACAAUAUAAAUAUUAAUAAACAAGUUUUAUGUGAUGAAUUUGAAACACAACGGAGUGGAUUUGCCACCAUUAUUAUUUAUAAUCAACAACAGCAACAAUCAAGAACAAUUUGGCAUCGUUUAAAACGUCGAAAUUUAUCAACAUGCCAUCUAUUUGAUGAUAAUGAAGCUAGUCAGUUAGUCGAUGAAGUAUUUAAAUUUAUUGAUCGUUUAUUAAAUGGUACAAUUAAUCUUAAUGAAAUGUCUGAAUUAAAAACAAUCUUUUGUGGGCAAAAUAUACGUAUUAGAGAUGAAGUUAAAAAGUUAUUUACAAAUCGUUCAAUAAGAUUAGCUAAUACACAGCAACAAAAACAUUUAACAAUAACAACAAUAACAAUAAGUGAAAAUCCAAGUGAAGAAGAAAUUAAUCAAGUAUGUGAAUGGUUACAAGUAUAUCAAUAUAGUUGUUAUAUAUCAACAAUUAUAGAUUGUAUUCGAAUGUUUGAUAUAUUAAAAGCAGAUGAUAUUGGUGAUGGUGAUGAUGAAUCAAUAUCAAAUUUAUUAGAUUCAAGUGCAAAUAAUAAUUGUUCAUUAAAAGAAAUUGUUAAAGUUUAUAAAACUUAA